Messenger RNA from Penaeus vannamei (Pacific white shrimp), 1014 nucleotides. NCBI's taxonomy places the organism in Eukaryota, Metazoa, Arthropoda, Malacostraca, Decapoda, Penaeidae. The record is from RefSeq and is a predicted model, not a curated record.
GGCGAGAGCAAGGUAAGGGGAGAUUCGAGCGGUUCCUCAGGCCAAGAGAGGAGACCAUCAUGGCGUCGAGAGCGUCAAUCGUUCUCCUCGUGCUGGGUCUCCUGGCGGCCUGCCGUAGCUACGAGAUGACGAUGCUCGAGGAUGUCGUUGGAGAGUACGACUUCAGAAUGUUCAGGGACCUCUUUGUCAACACGACGAAGCAGCUCACGCAGUCCAUCAGUCAGCUGCAAGAAAACGCUGCGAAGAGCAACACGCUGCAGGACCUGAUGGACGCCGUCGAGGAGCUGAACGAGUCCUUGGCGACGCUGACGGAGCACACCACUUCGGUCAGGGACUCCGUCAACAACGCCGCCGACAGCACCACCACCGAGCUGCAGAAGUUCCAGAACCAGGUCCUGCACAAGCUUUCCGACGUGAAGCUCCUGGUGGAGGCGAAGACGAAGGAAAUGGAGGACACCGUGUCAAGGUUCACCAGGCUGUCCCACAACCUCAUGGCCGGAGACUGCCAGGACUUGUACGACAUGGGCUUCAACGCCUCUGGAGUGUACUUCCUGCAGAAGUUCGGACGGCAGGUCCUCUGCGACAUGGAGUCUGGCGACGGCGGUUGGCUUGUCAUCCAACGCCGUGCAAAGGUGGUUGAUCAGGUCGACUUCAACCAGGACUGGCACGAGUACAAAGCGGGUUUCGGAGACCUGGAGAGCGAGUUCUGGGCUGGGAACGACUUCCUGCACGUCCUCACCAACCAGAAGACAUACAAGGUCUACAUAGACAUGGUCGACUUUGAAAAGGGACCUUACUGGGCCUCUUACAACAACUUCCGCGUUGGUAGUGAAAGGUCUGGCUACCAACUCGACAUUGGAGAGUAUUCUGGAAAUGCAACGGAUGCCUUCACUUACCAUCAUGGUCGCGCUUUCACGUCAAACGAUCGGGAUAAUGACCUUUACGCCAGUGGCAAUUGUGCUUCUUUCUUUUCUGGUGGAUGGUGGUACGACAGGUAAGUGAUAAAACGUUUCU